CCUAUUGCAUUGCCAUGCUAGAGAACACUUCUCUUCGCUUUUGCCGUGACAACUUUCCGUGAAUACUUGUGGCUCAUCCACCCCUGAAAAGAGGACUUUGGUUUUUCUUUUUGGUUUCCUUUUCUGUUUUAUAAUAGUCGCCCAGCGCUAUUGGCCAAUAGCAACCAAGAUGUCCACUAUGGCCUCGCGAUCUCACUUGCUCCGCUUGCCAGAGCAAAGCCUUCGGAGGACUGCUUUCAAUUCAAAGAGGUCUUUCGCGCUCUUGCAGGUUUCAAGAUAUCUCUCUUCCUCCGCAUUGUGUUCUCCAAGAGCUCCCACCUCUCGGAAACCAUUGUGCUUCACUAGCAUACAAUCUUCUGUUACCCCGAAACUGAAUGUUUACGAACAACGGCAAGUCCGCUAUUAUGCGGAUACAAUUGUGAAAGUCCCGGAGAUGGCGGAGUCAAUUACAGAGGGCACUUUGAAACAAUUCUCAAAACAGGUUGGCGACUUUGUAGAGCGCGACGAAGAAAUUGCCACCAUUGAAACCGAUAAGAUCGAUGUCUCCGUCAAUGCCCCCGAAUCUGGUACUAUCAAAGAGUUCCUCGUCAACGAGGAGGAUACUGUCACAGUUGGCCAGGAGAUUGUCAAGCUCGAGCCUGGAUCGGGAGGCGGCUCUAAAAGCCCAGAAGCCGAGGCACCAAAGCAAGCUUCACAAGAACAAUCUGCUCCCAAAUCAGAGGAGAAGAAAGCACCAGAAACGUCGAGACCCCAAGAGUCGCAACCUCCUAAGCAACAGGAGGCUCCUAGCCAGAAGCAGCCUGAGAAAAAACCUCAAGAGACCACAGCCCUUAAACAACCAACCGCCGAGCCCGUGAAAGCAGGCUUGCGUGAAGAGCGACGUGUCAAAAUGAACCGUAUGCGACUACGCAUUGCCGAACGCCUCAAGCAAUCCCAGAACACCGCAGCUUCUCUCACAACAUUCAACGAAGUAGACAUGUCUUCUCUCAUGGAAUUCCGUAAAUUGUAUAAAGACGAUGUUUUGAAGAAGACUGGCGUGAAGCUCGGGUUUAUGAGCGCCUUCUCCCGCGCCUGUGUUCUUGCCAUGAAAGAGCUUCCAGCCGUCAAUGCAUCCAUCGAAGGCCCUAACGGAGGUGAUACCAUCGUGUACCGCGACUAUGUAGAUAUCAGUGUUGCUGUCGCGACAGAAAAGGGACUUGUCACCCCUGUGGUCCGAAAUGCAGAGACCAUGGAUUUGGUGGGCAUUGAAAAAGCCAUCGCUGAUCUAGGCAAGAAGGCUCGUGAUAACAAAUUGACGAUCGAGGAUAUGGCCGGUGGCACAUUCACCAUCAGUAACGGUGGUGUUUUUGGCUCCCUCAUGGGAACACCUAUUAUCAACUUGCCUCAAACAGCUGUUCUCGGACUUCAUGCCAUCAAGGAUAAGCCUGUGGUUGUUAACGGAAAAAUUGAAAUUCGACCAAUGAUGUAUCUGGCCCUGACCUACGAUCACCGCCUGCUUGACGGUCGAGAAGCAGUCACAUUCCUCGUGAAGGUCAAGGAGUACAUUGAGGAUCCUCGACGGAUGCUGUUGGGUUAAGGUCUUACGGGAGGUCAUCUCUGAUGCGUACCAUUUUAUAUCAAGCUUCGCGUGGGAAAUCGUGGAAGUCUGAUUCUAGAAGAUCUAGAGCAGUAUCUCCUGCCCUUGUUUGCCUAUACGCCUUCGCUGUUUGUUUAGAAUGUUCUUGUAGUGUAGAAAUAUAUUUGCGAUCCAUGUGCAUUUCACACGAAUGCGUCCAGAUAUAUUAAUAUGUAUUCUAUUUCUACCUCACAUAGAAUUAUCGCGCAUCCCAAGAAAUCCCAACGCCUAUUCAAAACAAAUGCACCACAAAAUAUCGAAAAUUGAGCGAAAUCUCUUUCUCCCAGUCAACCCAACUCCCCCAUCUCCAUCUUCACCAAUACCGGUGUUUUCAGGUCCCCGAGGAUUGUCCGUAUAUGCAUUAUAACCAUUGCUUCAAAC
This is a messenger RNA of Talaromyces proteolyticus, 1996 nucleotides long. RefSeq lists its product as uncharacterized. Lineage: Eukaryota; Fungi; Ascomycota; Eurotiomycetes; Eurotiales; Trichocomaceae. Gene Ontology annotation, molecular function: dihydrolipoyllysine-residue succinyltransferase activity. Gene Ontology annotation, cellular component: oxoglutarate dehydrogenase complex. Bases 170 to 1576 code for a protein of 468 amino acids. Gene Ontology annotation, biological process: tricarboxylic acid cycle. The record is from RefSeq and is a predicted model, not a curated record. The transcript is spliced from 12 exons.